GCCGCCCUUAGACUACUGCCAGAGUGGCUAGUGGUUGUCAGGGUCGUCGUUAUACACCUUGACUUUACACAAGCUGCUAAGACCGGCCUCUUCGGACUGUUGGGUGAUAAAUUCGUGCAAGUGGUAGACGCCACUCUGCCGUUAGCUUCACAGCUAUAUAAGUUAGCCGAGGCUUGUGAAUCGAGAGCAUCUGCAGUCACAGCUGCUCAGGACUUCGCACGGAUGUCUGCAAACGAUAUGAACGCUAUGGUAAAGCGCGUAGCGCUUAAGAUGUACUUUGAUCAUGAUUUGCCGAAGCGCAUGCGGGCAGCAAUUAUGUUCAGGUUGUGUACGAAGAUGUGCAAUCAC
This is a messenger RNA of Aureobasidium pullulans EXF-150, 348 nucleotides long. RefSeq lists its product as uncharacterized. The transcript has a single exon. The annotation marks the transcript as partial. Lineage: Eukaryota; Fungi; Ascomycota; Dothideomycetes; Dothideales; Saccotheciaceae. The record is from RefSeq and is a predicted model, not a curated record.